This is a messenger RNA of Dothidotthia symphoricarpi CBS 119687, 822 nucleotides long. Its product is annotated as RNA-binding domain-containing protein. The transcript is spliced from 2 exons. Bases 95 to 562 code for a protein of 155 amino acids. Lineage: Eukaryota; Fungi; Ascomycota; Dothideomycetes; Pleosporales; Dothidotthiaceae. Gene Ontology annotation, molecular function: RNA binding. The record is from RefSeq and is a predicted model, not a curated record.
CACAUGGGCACGUGACAUCAAAUCCCCAUCUUCCUUCUCCAAUCAACGACCGGAACACGUUCUUACGCAGCAGGAACCCUCGACACCAGCAGCCAUGUCGAAUCUCGCAGACACUUCUCGCCUAAAAGCUACCGUCUUUGUCGGUGGCCUCGAUCAAGCCGUCACGCAGCAGACCGUGUAUCAUGCCUUCCUACCCUUUGGCGACAUCGUCGAAGUCAAUUUGCCAAAACCGGACCUUCCAAACGCGAAAGAAGAGCAUCGGGGAUUUGGCUAUGUCGAGUUUGAGACUGCGGCGGAUGCAGCAGAUGCCAUCGACAAUAUGGACCGGAGCGAGCUGUACGGCCAGGUUAUCAAAGUAGCAGCUGCCAAACCGCAAAAAGAGUCGAAUGAAGGACUUGGGAGCAAGACGGCGAUUUGGGAGCAGGAGGGCUGGUUGGCGAAGCAUGCUGUGAGCGAAGAGGAUCGUCAAGCCACGGAGCAGGCACAGGAAGAGUCAAACGGGCCUAUGGACCCGAUGCAAGGGCUGGAAGGGCUUGACGAGGCUGGGCCAAAGCCGGCGUGAGAUGAGAUUUAGUAUUGUGGUGGUUUCAUUUACGUAUGGCGAAGCACGGCGUUUGGGGCGUACGAGUAUGAUAGUCAGAUACCUCUUGUCGCGACACAUGGUGUUUUUCACUCUACGAUUCUAGCACAAGUUGUGAAGUAUCGCACGGCAAUAGUUCCAAAACCCUAGCAUCAACAAGCAGUUCACAAGAUAGCCCUAGAGGAGUGACGGAUGUCUUCCGGAUGCAUAUCUAGAUAUGCAUUUCAAGUCGAGCACAAAAG